Beauveria bassiana ARSEF 2860 is the source of this 255-nucleotide messenger RNA. RefSeq lists its product as uncharacterized. The transcript has 2 exons. NCBI's taxonomy places the organism in Eukaryota, Fungi, Ascomycota, Sordariomycetes, Hypocreales, Cordycipitaceae. The record is from RefSeq and is a predicted model, not a curated record. Bases 1 to 255 code for a protein of 84 amino acids.
AUGAAGCUUUAUGUCAUCCUUCUUGCCGGUCUGGCGGCUGCAUCUGUCGAUGUCGAUGCAGAGUCGGCAGCGGCCAGGUGCAAGCCCGCUACGUAUAGAUGCGACCCUCAUCGCAAUGGUUGGAACGUGUGCAAUACAAGCGGUGAAUGGGUUAUUGGAGGCAAGUGCCCGUGGCGAACGGUUUGUUGGUUCGACAGGCGAAAUGGAUCACCUUACUGCAUCCCUCCCGGCGGCAAGGAGGCAAGUGAUCUGUAG